AUGUUCACCGAAGAACUCAAGGCCUUCAAGAGAUUAGGCUUUCGCCAUGUUUUACUACAAAUUCUUAACUUUGCGUCCGUCAUUGCGUCGGGCUUGAUGAUAUGGAAAGGCCUUGGAAUCGUCACGAACUCGGAAUCACCCAUCGUUGUCGUGCUCAGCGGGUCUAUGGAACCAGCGUUCUACCGUGGCGACCUACUCUUCCUAACGAACCCUGCUGGCGAGCGGUAUAAUACAGGCGAUAUCACCGUGUACAAGAUUCCCGGAGCUGACAUCCCCAUCGUCCAUCGUGUCCUCGAAACUCACGACGUCAAACCGAAGAAGUCAUCAAAAACUGCUGCGACGAGUCCUGUAAACCAACUGCUAUUAACGAAGGGCGACAACAAUUACGUCGAUGACAUAGAGCUCUACCAAGGGCUAGAGUGGCUAGAGCGGAAGCACAUCGUUGGAAAAGUUAGAGGGUUCUUGCCAUAUGUUGGAUAUGUGACAAUUGCAAUGAAUGACUUCCCCCAACUGAAAUAUGCACUGUUGGGAGGACUGGGUCUUCUUGCUCUGAUACAGCGGGAAUAA
Molecule: messenger RNA, 567 nt
Organism: Cyclocybe aegerita
Lineage: Eukaryota; Fungi; Basidiomycota; Agaricomycetes; Agaricales; Hemipholiotaceae
Source: the annotation of a GenBank genome assembly